AUGGAGCCAUUGUGGAACUCCUCCCUCCCCUUCCCACUGCCCAUGCCCAACACCUCGUCCUCUGAGUCACCCGAGGGCGGAGCUCUGUCCCAGUCAAUAGCGCUACUCGCCAUGCUGCUCAUGGACCUGCUGGCCGUGGUGGGCAACGUGGCCAUAAUGGCUGUCAUCGCCAAGGCCCCACAGCUACGUAAGUUUGCCUUUGUCUUCCAUCUGUGCCUGGUGGACCUGCUGGCGGCCCUGGUUCUGAUGCCCCUGGGCAUGCUCUCAGGCCGGGCCUUCUUUGGCGAGGCCCUGUGUCGGAGCUACCUCUUCCUCAGCGUGUGCCUGGUCAGCGCCGCCAUCCUCUCCAUCUCAGCCAUCAAUGUGGAGCGCUACUACUACAUCAUCCACCCCAUGCGCUACGAGGUGAAGAUGACCCUUGGCCUGGUGGCCUCAGUGCUGGUGGGGAUAUGGGUCAAAGCUUUGUCCAUGUCCGUCCUGCCGCUGCUGGCCUGGGCCUUACAGGGCGAAAGGACUCCUCUUCUGGAGGGUGCUGGAGUUGGGGGAGGGGGUGGAGGUGUACCCUCACCCUCUGCUGCUCAGGGUCACAGGCGAUGCUCCUUGCACUGGACAGGGGGCGGGUCAAACCGUGUUGCCUUCAUGGUCCUGUUCACGCUGGUGUACUUCCUGUGUCCACUGAUGGUCAUCCUGGUAGUGUACUGCAGCAUGUUCAAGGUGGCACGGGUAGCGGCCAUGCACCACGGGCCCCUGCCGACCUGGAUGGACACGCCCCGCCGCCAUCGCUCUGAGUCGCUCAGCAGCCGCUCCACCAUGGUGACCAGCUCGGGGACAGGGGCGGGGCGCGACACUCCUCACCGCGCCUUCGGAGGGGGUAAGGCGGCAGCGGUGUUAGCAGCAGUGGGAGGACAGUUCCUGUGCUGUUGGCUGCCCUACUUCUCCUUUCACCUGUACUCAGCUCUGGCCUCUAGCCCUCCAGCCACGCUGGCCCCCCUGGAGGAGGUGGUCACCUGGAUCGGCUACUUCUGCUUCACCUCCAACCCCUUCUUCUACGGCUGUCUGAACCGGCAGAUCCGCGAGGAGCUGGGCAAGCAUGUGCCCUGCCUGUUCCGCCAGGCAGCGGGAGAGGAGGACCGACUGCCCAGCCGUGAGGGAUCCAUAGAGGAGAAUUUCCUGCAGUUCCUCCAGGGCACUGGCUGCAACCUGGAUCCCCAGGACUCCCACAGCACCUCCAGCCCCAAGGGAGAGGCCUGCCGACCCCUGGCCCAGCCCCCACAGCCUAUACCCAUUGACUUCCGCAUCCCAGGACAGAUUGCAGAGGAGACUUCAGAGUUCCUUGAGCAUCACCAGAUUAAAAACAACCAUAUCAUAUCGGACAGUUAG
Molecule: messenger RNA, 1380 nt
Organism: Salvelinus namaycush (lake trout)
Lineage: Eukaryota; Metazoa; Chordata; Actinopteri; Salmoniformes; Salmonidae
Product: G-protein coupled receptor 61-like
Exons: 1
Coding region: 1-1380 (459 amino acids)
Biological process (GO): G protein-coupled receptor signaling pathway
Cellular component (GO): signaling receptor complex; plasma membrane; endosome
Molecular function (GO): G protein-coupled receptor activity
Source: RefSeq, a predicted model, not a curated record